AUGUCGUCAAAGGAAGCGUCCAAGAGCAAGGACAAGGACAAGUCCAAGGUCCACAAGCUCUCCCUCAAAGGCAGCGCUCGACUGGUUGCCGAAUUCUUCCAAUACUCAAUUCAUACCAUCCUCUUCCAACGAGGUGUCUACCCGGCUGAAGACUUUACAGCCGUUAAGAAAUAUGGCCUCAACAUGCUAGUCUCGGCCGAUGACCAAGUAAAGGCCUACAUCAAGAAGAUCAUGUCCCAGCUCGACAAGUGGAUGGUCGGCGGCAAGAUCUCCAAGCUCGUCAUCGUCAUCACAGAUAAAGACACAGGCGAGCACGUCGAGCGCUGGCAAUUCGAUGUCCAAAUCUUCAAGCCGACAAAGUCCAAGUCCAAGUCCAAGUCCUCCUCGGCCGAUCAAGAAAACGCAGCCUCUGCUGGCGGUACCCCCCUCGCCACCGAAAAGACCGAAGCCGAGAUCCAGUCCGAGAUCGCCGCCAUCUUCCGCCAGAUCACCGCGUCCGUCACCUUCCUCCCCCAGCUCAACGGCGACUGCACCUUCAACGUGCUCGUCUACGCCGACGCCGACAGUGAGGUGCCCGUCGAGUGGGGCGACUCGGAUGCAAAGGAGAUUGAGAAUGGCGAGAAGGUGCAACUGAGAGGAUUCAGCACUGCCAACCAUCGCGUCGAUACUCUGGUCAGCUAUCGCUUUACGGAAUAG
Molecule: messenger RNA, 696 nt
Organism: Fusarium keratoplasticum
Lineage: Eukaryota; Fungi; Ascomycota; Sordariomycetes; Hypocreales; Nectriaceae
Product: HORMA domain-containing protein
Exons: 6
Coding region: 1-696 (231 amino acids)
Biological process (GO): mitotic spindle assembly checkpoint signaling
Cellular component (GO): nucleoplasm; kinetochore; cytoplasm
Source: RefSeq, a predicted model, not a curated record